This is a messenger RNA of Phytophthora infestans T30-4, 1192 nucleotides long. Its product is annotated as transaldolase. The transcript has a single exon. Gene Ontology annotation, molecular function: transaldolase activity. The coding region runs from base 50 to 1054 and encodes 334 amino acids. The record is from RefSeq and is a predicted model, not a curated record. Gene Ontology annotation, biological process: pentose-phosphate shunt, non-oxidative branch; pentose-phosphate shunt; carbohydrate metabolic process. Gene Ontology annotation, cellular component: cytoplasm; intracellular anatomical structure. NCBI's taxonomy places the organism in Eukaryota, Oomycota, Peronosporomycetes, Peronosporales, Peronosporaceae.
CUCGCUGAAGACCAAUUCUCUCUCUUUACCUAUCCUAUACUCCAUCAAGAUGGCUGCCUCCCCCAACAAGAAACUCCGCGAAGCCUCGCAGCUGGACCAGCUUAAGCAGUUCACCACUGUGGUGGCCGACACGGGCGACUUUGAGCAGAUCAACAAGUACAAGCCUCAGGAUGCCACCACCAACCCGUCGCUGCUGUUCAAGGCCGCCCAGAUGGAGCAGUACUCGGCUCUUGUGGACGACGCUGUGUCGUACGGCAAGGGUCUUUCGGCCGACCUGUCUGAGAAGGAACGUCUGGGCUACGUCAUUGACAAGCUGUCUGUGAACUUCGGUCUGGAGAUCCUUAAGGUCGUGCCUGGCUACGUGUCGACCGAGGUUGAUGCUCGCCUAAGCUUCGACACGGAGUCGACGAUCGCGCGUGCUCACCGUAUUAUUGAUCUGUACGAGAAGGCCGGCAUUAAGAAGGACCGUAUCCUUAUUAAAAUUGCCUCCACGUGGGAGGGUAUCCAAGCCUGCAACCACUUGCAGAAGGAGGGUAUCUCGUGUAACAUGACCCUGCUCUUCGGCUUUGCCCAGGCUGUAGGCUGCGCUGAGGCUGGCGCCACUCUUAUCUCGCCUUUCGUGGGCCGUAUCCUUGACUGGCACAAGGCCAAGACCGGCAAGUCGAGCUACGAGUCCCACGAAGACCCUGGUGUUGUGUCCGUGACCAAGAUUUACCAGUACUACAAGAAGUACGACUACAAGACUAUCGUCAUGGGUGCCAGCUUCCGUAACACUGGUGAAAUUACCGAGUUGGCCGGCUGCGAUCGUCUGACCAUCUCCCCCGCACUUUUGGAGGAGCUUACCAAGUCGACUGCCACUCUGGCCAAGAAGCUGGACGCUGAGACGGCUGGCAAGGCUUACACGGGCGAGAAGCUGUCGUACGACGAGAAGGACUUCCGCUUGAGCAUGAACGAGGACGCCAUGGCCACGGAGAAGCUCGCCGAGGGCAUCCGCGGCUUCAGCGCCGACAUUGUCAAUCUCGAGCAGAUCCUCAAGACCAAGCUCGGCGCUUAAGCUAUUUUGCUACGUCAACCUGGUCAAUGCCCUCGGCUGUGACUCGAGAUAAUAGGAAUUUAUGCGUCGAUGGUGUAUGCAUAUCGGCGCACGAGUUUAGCGAACAAAACCAUGGUUUUUAUCUGUUGCUGCACUCUU